CGGACACAAAUUAAUGGGCGAAAGAUCCAAAGGUUUCCUUCUCUUUGAUUUUUUUCCCCCAACCAUUUUUCCUUUUGUUCAUCUCUCGCCGAGGUAGAUUCGUUUCAGAGGAAGAGCGAGGGAAUUGUACUCGCCGGGACGAGGAUAUCCUGCUAGGGUUCCGAUUGGAGGCGGAGAGGAGAAGAAAUGAGCGCGAAUUCGGUCCCGGCGUCCAGCUCCCAUGACAACCUCGACGAGCAGAUCGAGCAGCUUAUGCAGUGCAAACCGCUGUCGGAACAGGAGGUUAGAGUCUUGUGUCAGAAAGCCAAAGAGGUGUUGAUGCAAGAAAGCAAUGUCCAGCCAGUGAAGAGCCCUGUGACAAUUUGUGGUGACAUUCAUGGGCAAUUUCAUGAUCUGGCAGAACUGUUUCGAAUUGGAGGCAAGUGUCCAGAUACAAAUUACUUAUUUAUGGGUGAUUAUGUGGACCGUGGGUACUAUUCUGUUGAAACUGUAACGCUUUUGGUGGCCCUCAAGGUUCGAUAUCCUCAAAGAAUUACCAUUCUCAGAGGAAAUCAUGAAAGUCGUCAGAUUACUCAAGUUUAUGGAUUUUAUGAUGAAUGCUUAAGAAAAUAUGGCAGUGCAAAUGUAUGGAAGACCUUCACUGAUUUAUUUGAUUAUUUCCCAUUGACAGCCUUGGUCGAAUCAGAAAUAUUUUGCCUGCAUGGUGGGCUAUCUCCAUCUGUUGAAACCCUUGAUGGCAUACGGAACUUUGAUCGUGUUCAAGAAGUUCCACACGAGGGAGCUAUGUGUGAUCUUUUAUGGUCUGAUCCUGAUGACAGAUGUGGUUGGGGUAUUUCUCCUCGUGGUGCUGGAUAUACAUUUGGCCAAGAUAUAUCUGAACAAUUCAAUCAUACUAAUAACCUUAAGCUGAUAGCCAGAGCACAUCAAUUAGUCAUGGAAGGAUACAACUGGGGACAUGACCAAAAGGUGGUUACCAUAUUCAGUGCCCCAAAUUAUUGCUAUAGGUGUGGAAAUAUGGCCUCCAUCUUGGAAGUUGAUGACUGUAAAGGUCAUACAUUCAUUCAGUUUGAGCCGGCACCCAGGAGAGGAGAGCCAGAUGUGACUCGCAGAACACCCGAUUACUUUCUCUGAGUCCGCUAAUUACUAGUUAUAUUCUUGAUUUCUCACAGCAAUUACUGCUAGCUAAUUUGCCUUUUGGUUGCUGACAUCUUAGAUCCUAGGAUCAGCUUGACAUUCGUAUUCCAAACUGCUAGAGUUUGGUAGUUUCAUGCAUAAUCAUGUUGAAAGCGGCAAGUGGUGGUCAUUAAUCUGUAAGGGGGUUUCAUCAUGGUUGGGGAUGGCGGGGGUAACCAUGCAGCUCUAGGAGAGCAGCCUUUGUUAUUCCGAAGUGUCGUGAUAUUCAUUCCCAUUUCCCUUCUCUCUCUUUAUUUAUUUUUCAGUUUCUAAAUUCUGUAGAGGGUUCAUUUCAACUUGCACACUGCUUUAGCAAAUUCAUAGAUUCAGCUAACCUUUCAGUUCUUGUUCUUUAAUUUCUGUAUAUUUGUUGUCCUAAUAUUGAUUCAUCUUGGUAGAACAACUUCAGGUUAUA
This is a messenger RNA of Zingiber officinale, 1588 nucleotides long. Its product is annotated as serine/threonine-protein phosphatase PP2A catalytic subunit-like. Gene Ontology annotation, cellular component: cytosol. Gene Ontology annotation, biological process: peptidyl-serine dephosphorylation; mitotic cell cycle. The record is from RefSeq and is a predicted model, not a curated record. The transcript is spliced from 11 exons. The coding region runs from base 187 to 1131 and encodes 314 amino acids. Lineage: Eukaryota; Viridiplantae; Streptophyta; Magnoliopsida; Zingiberales; Zingiberaceae. Gene Ontology annotation, molecular function: protein serine/threonine phosphatase activity.